AUGGGCGAGGAAAGGGGCGGUGAUGACGAAGAAGGGCUGCGGCUGGAAGUGAGGGAGGGGGGAAGCAGCAGGGGGAGCGGGGAGGAGGGUGGGCUGGAGCUGCACCCGGUACUGGAGGAGAUGCCCAAGUGGAAGGUGCUGCGGGAAAAUCGCAUGCUGCCUGCCUCUCAUCAAGAGAUUCAAGCGGAGCGCAGCACACAGCAGGUUGAAGCAACAGCAGGCGCACCACCGCCGGCACCAUUACCAUCAGCAGUGCCGCCUGUGCUGGUGGCGUGCAAGGACGAGCGCACUUGCCACCAGCUGCAGGACGUGCUUGCAUUUGGUGCUGCCACGAGAGAACAGGUGCUGCUGCUGGCAGCGGCGAAGCGAGUGAAGAGGGAAAUGGAGGAGGAGGAGUUGGAGAUGUUUGGGAGGGGGGAAUUGGAAAUGGGGGGAUUGAGAGGGGUGUUAGCUGGGGGAGAGGGGACGCAGGGAGUUGCGAGAAGAGGUGGAGGGGCGAGAGGGGGAAGGGAAAAUGGAGGAGGGAGGGGUGGUGGUGGUGGGGGGAGGAGUAACGGGAAGGGGGUUGCAGCAGCAGGGGGUGGGGGAGUGGAGGCGGAUGGACGGCAGGUGCGACUAGAGUUGGAUUUGAGAGUGGUGGAGAGGGAUAAUGCGGAAGGAGAGGACGGCAGGUCUGCAAUAGACCAAGCCCCUAUGACCCUGCCUCCUCCGCCCCUAUCCCACCCCGCUGCUGCCAAUGCCAUCACGAGGAGAGGGGGUGGGCGGAGAGCAGCAGAGCGACAAGAGAUGAGGGUGGUGGUGGAUAUGAGGGAGUUCAACAGCAGCCUCCCCUGCGUGCUGCACCAGCGGGGCAUCAAGAUCCUCCCAGUGACUCUAGAGGUCGGAGACUACAUUCUCUCGCCGGACAUUUGUGUCGAGCGCAAGAGCGUCAGCGAUUUGUUCGCCUCGUUUGCGUCAGGUCGUCUGCACCACCAGGCGGAGACCAUGUGCCGCUACUACCGACUGCCCGUGCUACUGAUAGAAUUCUCCAGCGACAAGAGCUUCUCUCUGCAGUCAGCGAGUGACAUCAGCGAUGACAUCACCCCAUCGAGCAUCAUAUCCAAGAUGUCGCUGCUCGCGCUGCACUUCCCGCGCCUCCGCAUCGUGUGGUCCAGAUCGCUCCACGCAACGGCUGAGAUCUUUGCGUCGCUGAAGACCAAUCAGGACGAGCCAAGUGUUGACCAGGCAAUGAGGGUCGGCGUUCCCACAGAGGAUGGGCUGGUGGAGGGCGACACGAGGUAG
Closterium sp. Yama58-4 is the source of this 1281-nucleotide messenger RNA. NCBI's taxonomy places the organism in Eukaryota, Viridiplantae, Streptophyta, Zygnematophyceae, Desmidiales, Closteriaceae. The record is from the annotation of a GenBank genome assembly.